Malus domestica (apple) is the source of this 1290-nucleotide messenger RNA. Its product is annotated as CRM-domain containing factor CFM3, chloroplastic/mitochondrial. The record is from RefSeq and is a predicted model, not a curated record. Lineage: Eukaryota; Viridiplantae; Streptophyta; Magnoliopsida; Rosales; Rosaceae. Gene Ontology annotation, cellular component: chloroplast. Gene Ontology annotation, molecular function: RNA binding.
UAAUAGACAUCUUUCUGGUUGUUGGGUAAAGCUAAGAACCAGCCGAAAAGAAAAUGGCGGCGGCAGCAGCAGCAGUAGGAGCUCCAACCUGUCACCGGCUCCACCUCCUCCUCCACCGCCCACCACCACCAUCAUCUUCUUCCUUCUCCCUUUUCCUCAAACCCCUUCUCACCUCCACCACCACCGUCACCACCACCACCACCACCAUCACCAUUCCAUUCUCGCACCUCCCACGCCGCUCACUUAUCUCCCAUUCCCUUCCUUCCUUCUCCUCUCGACCUCUCUUCUUCUGCCACUCUCCCACCGCUACCCACUCUCCUCCUCCCCCCAAAGCCUCUUUACAAGAAGAAGAAAAAACCCAACAACUCGAAAUUCCAGAAGAUAAUGAUAAUGGUGAAGAAAUUGAGAUCGAAAUGGAGAACUCGGAUAAUAAAGAGGAUAGCCAAGUGAGUUCGGAGUCUUCACCUGCUCUAAAGAGAGAUGGGGUGAAGCCGCCGACGCUGACGGUGAAAGAAAAGAAGGAACUUGCGUCUUAUGCUCACAGCUUGGGGAAGAAGCUCAAGUCCCAGUUGGUGGGGAAGUCCGGCGUCACAGCUAGCGUCGCCGCUUCUUUUAUAGAGAACCUUGAAUCCAAUGAGCUUCUCAAGGUGAAAAUACACGGGACAUGUCCUGGUGAGCUAGAGGAUGCCGUUACACAAUUAGAGGAAUCAACUGGUUCAGUUGUUGUUGGCCAAAUUGGUAGAACAGUGAUUCUUUACAGGCCCAGCAUCACCAAGUUGAAAGCAGAGGAGAAAAGGCAGCAGUCGCGAAAGAUAUUCAUGAGACGAAAGACAUAUUCGAGACCCACAGCAAUGGAAUUUCAGAAAAAGGGAGAAAGACCAAGAAUGAAUGGGCGUGACAGCCGAGGGAGAACCAGGGUCUAAGUUCCUGCCACAUAUGGUUAUGGUUAUAUAAUUCUAGAACUGUGUUGAGAAGGUUCUGCGGUAAGGUGUUCUUGCAUUUAACUUUAAAGCUAUGCAUGUUUGGAUACUAUGGAAUUUUUGUAGCAAAAUCAAAUUUAAAUUGAAAGUGAAGUAAGAAAAAAAGAAAAGAAAUUUAAAACUGGAUACGUGCGGUAUGAUGUUGAGGACAAAAGUCGACGUGUUUGACAAAUGUAGGAUGAGGUACUUGCAACAUGAUGUUGUAUUUUGCUUGUUUGGAUGAAAUCUGCACUGUACUUAAUGGUUAUCAAACUGGCAUUAAGAUUAUAACUCAUUUAGGGGGAUGUAUUCAAUUGGGAUUUUUGAGGAA